This is a messenger RNA of Hymenoscyphus albidus, 529 nucleotides long. The record is from the annotation of a GenBank genome assembly. Lineage: Eukaryota; Fungi; Ascomycota; Leotiomycetes; Helotiales; Helotiaceae.
AUGAGUGUAGUGAACCUUUACUAUCGUAUUCACCUCUCCUACUCUCACGAUUUCAACUACGAAACCGUCCCUUUCAUGACCGUCUCGUAAGUCCUCCUCAACUCCCCACAUAAAAUUGACUCCUUCCUAACCACAACUCAGGAGCAUUGAGCAUUGCGUUGGCGUAUUAAUCCCUUGCAUGCCCCUAUCUGCAAAAACCUUCGGCCGCGUCUACACACACCUUAAAUCCUACUUCACUACUCCAUCCAGAGGCUUCCGGUGUACCGUCUCUACCGUAGUAUCAACAAAACAGAAAGAAGAGAAUUUCACUCUUUACUCACGGGAUAUGGAAUUAGAGAGUAAUAGCCAUACUCAAAGUUAUGACAAGAGCAGGGAAGAUGAAAACACAAAUCUUAAUCCUGGGCAGCAGCCAUUCUCUCAUGAGAGAAGUGUAUUAUACUCUAGUAGUACUGCUGAUAGCGUCCUAUCACCGGUGGAACCUGCAGCUCAGACGGGCUGGAAUGAUGAUACUAUCAAGUCCUGUUUGUAG